Molecule: messenger RNA, 1409 nt
Organism: Bursaphelenchus okinawaensis
Lineage: Eukaryota; Metazoa; Nematoda; Chromadorea; Rhabditida; Aphelenchoididae
Source: the annotation of a GenBank genome assembly
AUGCUUGCAGUACAUUGUGGUAUAGGUAGGCAUUUACCUGGUAUUGACAAGUUAUGUUCUCAGGCGGUGAAAGAACGUGACACAGUCAAAGCUGUUAUGGUAUGUUUCAUCUUUGGUUUUUACUGUUAAUAUUCAAAUUUAGUGUUUAGAAUCAGAUCCUCGAACAAACUGUGGCAUAGGCUCAUCAUUAACAGAGGAUGGUCAAGUUGAAUGUGAAGGUGCUUAUAUGCAGUCUGAAAAUAUGUUAUUUGGAGCGGUAGGAGCUCUAUCAAAUAGUAAACAUCCAAGUUUGUUAUCUAAAAAGCUAGUGGAGUCUACAAACAAUGACAAUUUGAUAUGGCCGAUGGUUCUGGUAGGUAAGGGAGCAGGUGAAUUUGCUGUUAAAAUGGACGUACCUACUUGUUCACAGUCAGAAUUGAUAUCAGAUUCUGGAGAAGUGGCUAGGAAGAAGGCUAAGUUACAGUUGGAACAGUUUGAUACUGUUGGAGCUUUGAGGAUAUCAGUAAGGUUUUGACAUUAGCUUUGAUAUUCACUAAAGAUUAUAUGUAUUUUCAGUUGAUUUUUUUCAUAUUGUAUGUAUUUGUUUACGUGUUAUGUUACUUCUGUUAAACGUAGCGUUUUAGGAAACUGGUGAAUGUGAAGCUUCUAUAUCAUCAGGAGGCAUACUGUUGAAGAAAAGAGGCCGAUUGGGCCACAGUACUGUGUUUGGAGCUGGUAUUUGGGCAGAACAACGGAAAGACAUAGACAUGUCAGUAUGUAUGACACUGUCAGGAUGUGGGGAGUGUAUUAUGAAAACGCAUAUGGCUGAGAAGAUUGCAAAUGAUCUUUUUAACAAGUAUGUUAUCUACUUUUUUUGGGUAUAAAAUGAGUUUUUUAUGAAUUAUGUUUGAAGUAAAAUGUUCUCUAGACAGUAGUAACUUAUGCUACAUUCAUGGCUCAAAUUUGAAAUUUUAUACUGGGAGGGUGAUAAAUUUUUAAUAAUCAAACAAAACGUCAGUUUUUAAAUUUUAAAUUAAGAAUAAUACCUCUUUCUGACGUUUCUUUAUAUAUUUGGAUCCAAAAGUCCAAUAACAACCGCCAAUCUCUUUAUCACAUAAUAUGCUAGACUCUCUCUUUUGAUUACUUAAAAACGAACCUUUUUUAGCCCAGAAGCCAUCUCGAUCCAAACGAUCGAAUCAUCGGUUCAGCGGAAUUUCGUUGAGUCACCACUGCUCGCGGCCUAUUCGGAGCCGGUCAAGAAGCUGGGCGGAUUAGUUGGAGUCCGAAAAGACGGUUUAUUCGAAUUAGUCGCUUUCCAUAACUCACACGCCCUCCCUCUGGCCUACUCAUCCGGCCCCACCACCAAACGUCGCACUCUCCAGGGAUCGGAUAAACAUUUUGUUUAUGAGGCCUUUACAAUAAACACUUGA